Chaetura pelagica (chimney swift) is the source of this 2031-nucleotide messenger RNA. RefSeq names its product zinc finger and BTB domain containing 33 (gene ZBTB33). NCBI's taxonomy places the organism in Eukaryota, Metazoa, Chordata, Aves, Apodiformes, Apodidae. The transcript has a single exon. The coding region runs from base 4 to 2031 and encodes 675 amino acids. Gene Ontology annotation, biological process: regulation of transcription by RNA polymerase II. Gene Ontology annotation, cellular component: nucleus. Gene Ontology annotation, molecular function: protein binding; RNA polymerase II cis-regulatory region sequence-specific DNA binding; DNA-binding transcription factor activity, RNA polymerase II-specific. The record is from RefSeq and is a predicted model, not a curated record.
GGAAUGGAGGGGAAAAAAAUGAUUUCUGCAACAGACACACAGUACUCCAGUGUGCUCCUUCAGUCUCUGAAUGAACAACGUGGUCAUGGACUUUUUUGUGAUGUUACUGUCAUCGUGGAGGACAGGAAAUUUCGAGCUCACAGAAACAUCCUUUCAGCCUCAAGCACCUAUUUUCACCAGCUUUUCUCAGUGGCUGGUCAAGUGGUUGAACUGAGCUUUGUAAGAGCAGAAAUUUUUGCAGAAAUCCUUAACUAUAUUUAUAGUUCCAAAAUAAUCAGCAUUCGAUCCGAUUUACUUGAUGAACUGAUUAAAUCUGGGCAACAGCUGGGUGUUAAAUUCAUAGCUGAUCUGGGCAUACCUCCCUUGGAAGGCAAAACCGUGCCAGGUGAGGUCAAAGAUGGUGCUUCAGAAGCUUCAACUUGUAGCCCAGGUCAAAAGGAUGCUGAGACACAAGUACCUGUGGGAAGGCCAGAGGGUCAGGAGGUCACGGAUGGGAUGCCAGUUAUAACACAGUCCUUCUCCUUACAUGGCAUAGAGUAUGAGACGACAAAAAUCACCGUGAAUGAUUCAGAUGAUGAGGAUGAUGAUGUCGUUUUCUGCUCAGAGAUUGUUCCUCCAAAAGAAUGUACUAAAGAUACAAAUGCUGCAGCCCAGAACCAGCCUUGCCCAACUCCAGCUGGAGGUUCAGACCAAAAAUCAUGUGGCAGUGGUGGCUCUCCCCAUUUGACCAGCACCCCAGCAGCUCAAAAACUCACUUUAUCUGCUGGUCAGCUAAGCCCAAACCAAACACAAUCAAGUGCUGCAUCACUUGUCUCUGCAGCUCCACAGCAUUUGACUCCUAAUAUCAUUGUGCUAAAUAAGCCUCAGCUGAACAUGUCGCUCAGUGCCAGCUCCUCGCACCAAACACAUGUGCCCCCUACAAUUAAUUUACUCGAGGACAACCAGCCACCAACUCAUAAUGGCUCUGUAGCCGAAGUGGAGACAACUGCUGUUGAUGAUGAAGAGGUUGUUGAAGAUGAUGUCGAUAUCAUUAGCUCCUCUAGUCCUGGUUCAGUCAGCAGUAGCUCGUUGGCUCAGCCACCUUCAAUACCCAACAAGGCAGCUGAAGGAACAGGUGUACAGAAAAAACAGGUGGUUACCCUUUCACAAGAGCCGUUUUCUAAACCAGGAGAUUUUAAAAUAAAAAUCUCGGAUGUCCUUAGUGGAAACAACAAGGAAUUUGGUUCAGGUGUAGCAUCUGCAGAAGGGCAGAAAAUCAUCACACUGGAUACAGCAACUGAAAUAGAAGGCCUGUCCACAGGCUGCAAGGUUUAUGCAAAUAUUGGUGAGGAUACCUAUGACGUAGUCAUUCCUGUAAAGGGUGAUUCUGCAGAAAGUGAACCCAAGCCUGAUGAAACCCCCAAAACAUCUGGUGGUGAUUCUCCCAGCAGGAAACGCAUGAAAGUAAAGCACGAUGACCAUUACGAGCUCAUAGUGGAUGGAAGAGUCUACUACAUCUGCAUCGUGUGCAAGAGAUCAUACGCGUGCCUGACGAGUUUGCGGAGACAUUUCAACGUUCACUCCUGGGAGAAGAAGUACCCGUGCCGGUACUGUGACAAGGUCUUCCCUCUGGCAGAGUACCGCACCAAGCACGAAAUCUACCACACCGGGGAGCGGAGGUACCAGUGCUUGACGUGUGGCAAGUCUUUCAUCAACUACCAAAUCAUGGCCUCCCACAUCAGAUCAGUCCAUAGCCAAGACCCUUCCGGAGACACCAAGCUCUACCGGCUGCACCCCUGCAGGUCCCUGCAGAUCAGACAAUACGCCUACAUCACCGAUCGCUCCAGCAGCAUCCCGGGAAUGAACCAGGGGGGAAUUGUCUAUCGUGUUGGCGCAGGGAAGGAUGGCACUGAGGGAACAACAUCUAACCCUCCAGCCAAACAAAUCACCUGGGAUGACAUUUUCAUUCCACAGGGAAACGAGGCAAUUUUUAAACAAAAUCCAUCGGAGGCAAGUAAUGAAUUUGAGUUUGUGAUACCAGAAUCUUACUGA